Balaenoptera ricei (Rice's whale) is the source of this 2326-nucleotide messenger RNA. It is a transcript of the gene RNF14, whose product is annotated as ring finger protein 14. The record is from RefSeq and is a predicted model, not a curated record. The transcript has 9 exons. Gene Ontology annotation, molecular function: ubiquitin protein ligase activity; zinc ion binding; ubiquitin conjugating enzyme binding. NCBI's taxonomy places the organism in Eukaryota, Metazoa, Chordata, Mammalia, Artiodactyla, Balaenopteridae. Gene Ontology annotation, cellular component: ubiquitin ligase complex; cytoplasm. Gene Ontology annotation, biological process: positive regulation of proteasomal ubiquitin-dependent protein catabolic process; ubiquitin-dependent protein catabolic process; protein polyubiquitination. The coding region runs from base 437 to 1861 and encodes 474 amino acids.
UCCGGGCGCGCGAGGCAGAGAAGGGCUGCCGGGCCGGGACUGCUCAGCGGGCUUCAGCUCCCCAGACCCGGGACGGGGCGCCCACAGCCCGGCCCGGCUGAGACCCCCGGGGCGCUUAGAGGAGGAAGGGGAAGGUCCAGGCCCUGCUCCUUUGGGACGCCCCGGGCCGGCCCACACCCGUGCAGCGCCCGCCGUGUCCAAGCGCCGGGGCAGGUAGCAGGGCUCGGGCCUGCCCCCAAGUUGUAGUUGGCAGGAUUUCUGUAGUAUACCUAGUAUGAGUUCCACAUCUUGGCCUCUUAUCCAGCUUCAGCAGUCUCAUCUCCAUCAUCUGGAGAAUAAAUGAGAUUUGCAUGAGUUCCAAACUGAGCUGAAAUACGGACUGCAGUGCUAAUAUCCUUUUCUUCUGGUUGUUAUUAACAGCUCCUCAGAAAAUUAGAUGUCGUCAGAAGACCGAGAAGCUCAGGAGGAUGAAUUGCUGGCCCUGGCGAGUAUUUAUGAUGGAGAUGAAUUUAGAAAAGCAGAGUCUGUCCAAGGUGGAGAAACCAGGAUCUAUUUGGACUUACCACAAAAUUUCAAGAUAUUUGUGAGCGGCAAUUCAAAUGAGUGUCUCCAGAAUAGUGGCUUUGAAUACACCAUUUGCUUUCUGCCUCCACUUGUGCUGAACUUUGAACUGCCACCAGAUUAUCCAUCCUCCGCCCCACCUUCAUUCACACUUAGUGGCAAAUGGCUGUCACCAACUCAGCUGUCUGCUCUGUGCAAGCACUUAGACAACCUGUGGGAAGAACACCGCGGCAGCGUGGUCCUGUUUGCCUGGAUGCAGUUUCUUAAAGAAGAGACCUUAGCGUACCUGAAUAUUGUCUCUCCUUUUGAACUCAAGAUGGGUUCUCAGAAAAAAGUUCAGAGGAGGAUGGCUCAAGCGUCUUCCAACACAGAGCUAGAUUUUGGAGGAGCUGCUGGAUCUGAUGUAGACCAAGAGGAAGUUGUGGACGAGAGAGCCGUGCAGGAUGUGGAAUCGUUGUCCAGUCUGAUCCAGGAAAUCUUGGACUUCGAUCAGGCUCAACAGAUAAAAUGCUUUAAUAGUAAAUUGUUCCUGUGCAAUAUCUGCUUCUGUGAGAAGCUGGGUAGUGAUUGCAUGUACUUCUUGGAGUGCAGGCAUGUGUACUGCAAAGCCUGUCUCAAGGACUACUUUGAAAUCCAGAUCAGAGAUGGCCAAGUUCAGUGCCUCAACUGCCCAGAACCCAAGUGCCCUUCAGUGGCCACUCCUGGUCAGGUCAAAGAGCUAGUGGAAGCAGAGUUAUUUGCCCGUUAUGACCGCCUUCUCCUCCAGUCUACCUUGGACCUGAUGGCAGAUGUGGUGUACUGCCCCCGCCCAUCCUGCCAGCUGCCUGUGAUGCAGGAGCCUGGCUGCACAAUGGGCAUCUGUUCCAGCUGCAAUUUUGCCUUCUGUACUUUAUGCAGAUUGACCUACCAUGGGGUUUCUCCAUGUAAGGUGACUGCAGAGAAAUUAAUGGACUUACGAAAUGAGUACCUGCAAGCAGAUGAGGCCAAUAAAAGAUUUUUGGAACAGAGGUAUGGUAAGAGGGUGAUUCAGAAGGCACUGGAAGAGAUGGAAAGUAAGGAGUGGCUAGAAAAGAACUCAAAGAGCUGCCCAUGUUGUGGGACUCCCAUCGAGAAAUUAGAUGGAUGUAACAAGAUGACAUGUACCGGCUGUAUGCAAUAUUUCUGCUGGAUUUGCAUGGGUUCUCUAUCCAGAGCAAACCCUUAUAAACAUUUCACUGAUACUGCUUCCCCAUGUUUUAACCGGUUGUUCCAUGCUGUGGAUGUUAAUGGAGAUAUUUGGGAAGAUGAGGUUGAAGACUAGUUAACUUCUGCUGCUCAAGAUAUGGAAGUGGAGUGGUUUGCCCUAAUCUUUUGUCAAGUAUACAGAGUAACUUUGCAGGAUAUUUAGGGUACCAUUGAUUCCCUCUUCCUAUGUAGAAGAUAUGGGAGAACAAGGUUGAUAUUUUCAUGUGGUACUACUGAUUAAGGCACAUUCAGACAUUUUUCAUUGCAACAUGAUUGAGGAAAUAUUAAGCCAAAGGUUCCGAAAAUGAAAACUAGAAAAUAUUAGUAUUACAAUGUGCCCAAAGCUUUGAGUAGUUAAAAAUUAAAUAUUUAUUUUCUUCUCCAAGCUUUAGGUAAGGAGAGAGGGGUCAAGAGUUAAACUUAUAGUCCUUUUUAUCUCUUGAGAAGCAUCCCUCUAAGACAUUCUGUGGGAGCUCCCUCAGUAGUACUGCUUACAGCUGAGGUGGGUAGAAGCCUUAUUAAAAUUGUACCGAGAGCCUGA